Achroia grisella is the source of this 4324-nucleotide messenger RNA. It is a transcript of the gene sas, whose product is annotated as putative epidermal cell surface receptor. The record is from RefSeq and is a predicted model, not a curated record. The coding region runs from base 248 to 3550 and encodes 1100 amino acids. Lineage: Eukaryota; Metazoa; Arthropoda; Insecta; Lepidoptera; Pyralidae. Gene Ontology annotation, molecular function: protein binding. The transcript has 18 exons.
CCAAGCCAGUGCCGCGCGCCGCGCCGACUUGCCAUCACGCGCGUUUUACUACUCGUUCCACCAACUAUCAGCGUCGAAACCACAAACAUUUGUUGAGGUAGCGUCCUCAAUUAUCUGAGCUGAAGAUACAGUGCCCCACGGAAGUGUUUUUCGACCCGAGUGCAGUGAACCAUUGUUAUUACCAUUUAUUGUUCCUAGAAAGUGUUUCUACCUGCUGCAGUUUUUCUAUACCGAUGGGUCUGCGGUGAUGACAAUGUGGACCGGCGUGGUAGCACUGUGGUGCGCGGCGGCUUUGCUCACCGCCGCUGCUGGCUACACGGUCGACUGCAAUCACGAAUACACGGACUGCGAUACUGAACUCAGUAAAAUAACGAGUGAAGAUGAAGAUGUAGUACUACCUAAAGCAACGUCCAAUGUAGAACUCACUACUACAUUGCCACUAACUACAACUACGGAGGUACCGACAAGGUCUACAAUUAGAAUCGAUGUAUCUACUGCUAACAAAACAGAAGUAGAUGUGACUACAGUGGAUACAGAUACUACAGAAUCAAUUAAACCUAAGCCUAGAUUACUUAAUUUAAAUGUAGAUGAUUUACAAAGCUUUGCAAAUGCAUUGCAUAAUCAAACCCAUGAAAUUGAUCACAAGAAACAUUUAAGUGAUUUAAGCGAUGUUAAUUUAGAUGCCGAUGAAGAUGAUGAGCCUUCAAGAAUAUCAGGCAAUGAAUCAAAGAAUAAUAAUAUACCUGAUAAAUUCUUUAGUAACCUCCAAGCACCAUUUCACCCCUUGCUGACUGCAGAUAAAGGAUCUGAUGAAAUAGAAACCUGUAAAGAAAAUGAAGUAACAUACAAGAUCGGUGAACGAAUAGACCGGGGUUGUGAAGAAACAUGUGAAUGCACUUCAGGAGGGGUAUUCGAAUGCUCCCCAAGGUGUAAACAUCCAUAUAUUCGUCGCGGUAGACGACUCAAUGAUCCAUUGUGUUUUGAAUCUCCAGUUGAUGACUGUUGUUCUAUAAUCGCUUGUGCUACUGGAAACGGAGAGAAACCAACAAGAUUGGAGGUAUGCCGCUACGGUAAUGACACGUACCCAGUGGGUUCUAAAUGGAACAUUGGGUGUGAACAAUCUUGCGUAUGUGAACGUAACUCCGUCGUCACCUGCAAACCAAGAUGCAAUCCAAUUCCACCAUCAGACAAAUGCAUAAACGUACAGGACCCUAAAGACGCGUGCUGUGAAGUGCAAGUUUGCGAUGUGUCUCAAGAUGUGCACGAAGAGCCUGUCGAUAAUGUCACCAGUUCCACCACAGCCAGCACCUUGCAAAUGGCUAAAGAGACAGAAGAAACAGAGAAACACAAAGCUAAGUCAACAAUGAGACCACUUGUGCUAGUUGAGCCAAUCGGCUCAGUGAAAGUCUUACAAAAUAAUACUGUACAAGUUAAUUUGAUGCAUAUGAAUAAUAGUGAAGACCCCAUUCAUUUAUUACUUAGCAGUGAUGGUGGACAAACAUUUAAGGAUGUAGAACUUAAAUACUCUAACCUCAUUUUGAAUUUAGAGGGAGGCAAAGAUUAUGUACUUAAAACAAAAGAAACAGACACUAAAUUUAAUUUUACUAUUACUGCUACUGAUAAUGUAGCAAAUGAAGUACCCACAGAAGAUGUAAAUAAUACUACCAAGAUUGGUUGUUACCAAGACGGACACUUUUACGCUGUAGGCGAAGAGUUCCACAUCGGGUGCUCGGAGCUGUGCGAGUGCACGGGCGCGGAAGAGCGCGAGUGUGCGGCUCUGGUGUGCCCGGCGCACGUGGGCCUUGAGCUGGUGGCGCGUGGAUGCGUGCGGUGGGCGCCCUCGCCGCCCGCCACACCGCCCAACUGCUGCCCGCGCGCCGCCCGCUGCCUCAGCGACGGCACCUGCCACUACAAGGGCGUCCCAGUACCAAAUUGGAGUGAAGUGCCAAUAGAGCUCACUGGCUGUGAACAGCGAUGCUUCUGUGAGAACGGCGAGGUGGACUGCCAGGAGGCUUGCACUCCCCUCUCACCAAUUCCUCCCCAAACGCUCCGCUGUCCCCCUAUGCACAGAUUAGCGCCGGUUAACAUUUCCGACGAUGAUUGCUGUAAACAAUGGGGAUGUGUUCCUAAUGGUAACGUCGUACCUCCUAAUUUCCUAUCGCAGCCCAAUCUCCCAUUCAUUCCUACAGUUCCUCCUGCGAUUCAUUUCCCUCAAGACGAAAUUCCUGAUUAUGGUCAGAACAAUAUCCAUCAUCCCUCAUUACCAGGGUUACCACCUGGUGUUCCAGGGCAACCGCCUUAUGGAGACGACAAUAAGAAGCUAGUCGUUUUGUCCAUGCAAGCGGAUUCGCCUACAAGUGUAAAGAUGCUAUUUGGAUUGCCGCCAGUACUGGUUGGCUUAAGAGGAAGUGUUGAUUUACGAUAUACUGAUCAGGCAGAUGACGACAUAUCUCAUUGGUACUCCCAAGUAUUUGCACCAACAGACGAGGUCCUUACGACUCCUCGACUAGAGUUUUCGCUAAAUGGUCUGAAACCUUCUACCACAUAUAAAAUUCGAGGAAAAUUGUUCCUGCAUAAUUUGCCGGUAGAACCGGAAAGCGAAAUUCGUGUCGUGAGGACGCUGGAUUUACCUACGCUUGUACCAGUAGAGGAGAAACGAAAGGAAAUUGAUAGCAGACUAACAGUGAUGGAAGUUAAUGACACAGCUGCCCAUAUGAGUUGGAGACACUUCACAGAGGAAGAAUUACAAUUUAUCGAUGGAAUUCAAGUGAGGUAUCGUCCAGUUGGUACCCCAAUCUACAGUAUGACUGAGUUAUUACAUCACAGUCGGUCAACGGCCGAUCUACACGACCUACGACCUGGGAGCCGGUACGAGGCAUCAUUGGUGCUGGUACCACCGCCCAGGGCUGUCACAGAAUUACACGACCCUGGUAGAGUCGAGUUCAAUACAAUGCCUUAUGUUGAUCCAUACAACUGGACGGUGAUAAUAGAGGCUCGAGCAGUGGGCUCCGAAGCAGCUGAGCUGACAUGGCGCGGAGUGCCGUCCCCUGCAGAACGUUGGGUGAGGGUGUAUCGUGCAGCACACGCAUGUGGUGCACCUUCACCCAGGAAGGAGCACGAUGCCUUCAGACUUGCAGCUAGGGAUCUUCCCCCAGCCGUUACACUUACAGGCUUGGAACCUAAUGCCAAGUGUCGAGUAUGGUUGGAGUUAUUCCUGACAAAUGGUAAAGUCAAGACGAGUAACGUGUUGGAGAUCAAUACCAAGUCACUGGACUCGCCCGAGCCCGUCGAUAAUGAAAUCGAAGCGGCGGGCGUGUCGGGGAGCCGCAGCCCGCGCGGCGAUUACUACGGGGCGCUGGUGGUGGUGGGCGUGGUGGCGGCGCUGGGCGCGCUCACCUCGCUCCUACUGCUACUUGUGGUCGUACGCCGCCACCGACCACGCUCCGUGCCUAUCACUCCCGUGCCAACUGCUCCCCGCGAGUCAUCACUACCCCCAUACGACAAUCCAGCGUACAAAUUAGAAUUACAGCAGGAAACAAUGGAUCUCUGACAAUUAAGCUCCCGUGGCCAUACGAAUGGGCUCAACGGGACUUCGGAACGCAGUGUUGACGUGCCAAAUGGUCGGCCAUACAAUGAAAUGGGUGUGUGAAACGAUGCGGAACCCACGCAUACUGUAUAUAAACAAAACACGUGAAAUGUGGUAAAAAUGCGUGGCAAUUAUGUAAAUUGAGAUUAUUGUCUCUUUUAGUGAUUAUGACACAAGUUCAAAUUAUGUGGUACCUACUGUGGACAUAAUUGUCGGUUUUAGCGAAUUUAAGAAUGACAUUCAACGGUAGACGAAUGUUGAAAUUAAUUAGUUGUAGAAAUUUCUUAAUUUUUAUUUUUUUUAUUUUUUACUAUUAAUUACGUAUUACGAUAUUUUUAAUCUCUAUUGAGGUUAUGAAAAGCUCUCAGUGAAAUUUCCAGUGAUAAUUUAUAACCUAAAUUUUUUAAGUGUUGCCAUUUUAUUUAUUUGUCGUUAACAGAAUACCUGCUUUGAUGCGACUCGUUUUAUCACGCGCGUUCAGGUGCGCGUAUUUUUAUGCGGGAAAUCCAGAUGGCGCUCUCAAAAUUUUGUUUUUUUUAUCUAUUUUUUGGGUUUGCUCUUUCGUGCGUCAUUGUUCGUCAGUUUCAUAUCAGUACAUUUUCUUUUAUAUAUUUAAUUUAUAUUUCGCUAUCUUUAUUAUACAAAGACACAUUUAAGAUUUAUAAAUUAUCAAUAACUCUAUUAAUUGUCUUUGCUCCAUAGUUAGAUCUCCGCCAUUUUGAAAUGAUAAUUAAUUAU